This is a messenger RNA of Drosophila erecta, 3507 nucleotides long. It is a transcript of the gene Ptp36E, whose product is annotated as receptor-type tyrosine-protein phosphatase kappa. Gene Ontology annotation, biological process: protein dephosphorylation. The transcript has a single exon. Lineage: Eukaryota; Metazoa; Arthropoda; Insecta; Diptera; Drosophilidae. Bases 755 to 2908 code for a protein of 717 amino acids. The record is from RefSeq and is a predicted model, not a curated record. Gene Ontology annotation, molecular function: protein tyrosine phosphatase activity.
UAUUUUGCAACUCAGAUUGAAAAAUUGCAAGCUUAAGCUCACCCUUUGCUCCUUUAAAAAAAUCCAAAAUAAUAAAUAAUAGUAUCUUCUAUAACGAUUAACCCACGGUGGCCACUUAGCGCUGUCCACCCGCACCAUCUAAAAAUACCCGCCCACCGCCGUUGCGCCCAUCAAGUGGCGCCAGUCACAUGGGCCAUUGUGAAAACGCGCUCUCUGGUGAGCAUUUUCCCGCUCGGCGGCUCUCUCGCUGGCUUUUCCUCGCUCUUGCCACGAGUUUCCCUCGGCGCUUGCGGUAGGAAACGGAUAGUUUCGAUGCGAAUCAGCUCUUUGGGGCGCAGCGGAUUCAGUCGCCGAACGAUUUUCGCCCCAACAACGAGGAGGCAGCUGCUGAAAAUCGACUCGUCGCGUUAUUUCAGUGAAGUGAAUGGAAAAUCGAGGGAACGAGAGGGAGGACGGAAAAGCAAGAAAAUACGAAUAUACACAGAAUAUACACGAAAUUCUUUUUAUAACGAACCAAAGCGCGCAUCGCAACGCACAUAAAGCCACAAAAAGGUGAACACAUUAGCUAACAAAUUCGAGUACUAACCCGCCCAUGUUUUUUUGGAAUGCAAUAUGUACUAACCCAAAAGAAAAAUCGCUGAAAAUGCAGAGGCAAGGGAACUAAUCGACUACUUCCUCCUCUAUACGAAUCGAACAAAAAUAACAAAACCAACACUCGACGACGACGACGACACUUUCUGGCAUCGUGAUUUUGAUGAUGACAACGCAGCAGCUUGUGGGAAAGCCAGAAGCAGCGGAAAACGAAGAAAAAUCACCAGCAGCAGCAGGAGGAGCAGCAGAAGGAGCAGCAGGAGCAGAUAUGACGGCGGCCACGGGUGGUGGGAGUAGUGGGGCGGGGGGUGGUAAGACUGGAAAGCACAGGUCGAGGUCAUCUGCCCGCUACGACGAUGUGGAAAAGCAGCAGAGGAAAAGCCGAGCCAUCGUCUCCAUACCGAACACCAUCAAACUGAGUAUGCUCAACAGCGGACUGCUGUCGUUCGAAAGGAUAAAGCUCGAGGCACGCGAUGAGAACAACUCGCUGUCGAAGACGAUACCCAACGGACCCAUCGAUAUCCGGCAUUUCCUGAAACUCUGCGAUCUGCGCCGCAAAUUCCCGGUCCUCUACAAGCUUGAGUUCCAAACUGCGGCCAAGGUGGAGAGCAACACCUGUCGGCAUGCCUUGAAGAAGAACAAUCUGGAGAAGAAUCAGAAUCCCAAGUGCAUUCCCUACGACUACAAUCGGGUGGUGCUGGAGAAAGUGGGUGGCCUGCAGGACUCGGACUAUGUGAACGCCUCCUACGUGGACAGCCUGCUCAAGCCGAACGCCUAUAUAGUGACCCAGGGUCCUGUCGAGGAGACGGUCCAGGCCUAUUGGCGAAUGGUUUGGCAGGAGAACAUCAGUGCCAUUGUGAUGCUGACGAAGACCUUCGACUUCGCCAAGGUAAUGUGCCACCAGUACUGGCCACCCAACAUGGAGGUUCACGAGCAGUACGGCGAUAUCUUCAUCAAUAUCGUUAGGGAAGAGCAACUGGCCAACUUCCAUAUACGAACUUUCAGGCUCUACAAGAUGAACGAAAAGCAGGAAGUGACCGACGAGAGGUUGAUCCUGCAGUUUCACUACACCGAAUGGUACUCCCACUCGUGUCCCUUCUCCAAUGCCCUGCUGGAGUUCCGGAGGAGAGUCCGCCUGGUCGUGGGCAACAUCAUCAAGGACGAGGAUGACAUGCGGGGUCCCAUCCUGGUGCACUGCAGCGAUGGUGGCGGCAGAUCGGGUGUCUAUAUGUCCAUCGAUGCCAAUCUGGAGCUGGCGGAAGAGGAGGAGUGCUUCAAUGUCUUCGGCUAUCUCAAAAAGUUAAGGCAAUCGCGCAAAGGUCUGGUGGAGAAUGUGGAGCAAUACAAGUUUAUAUACGACACCCUGGAGGAGCACAUCAUUUGCGGCAAGACCUGGUUCCCGGUCUCCGAACUCUCCGAUCGCUUGAAGGCCAAGGCCAGGAGGAAUUCGGGCACCAAAAUGAACGAAUAUCAGGCGGAGUACGAUCAGAUAUGCAAGCAAACCCCACGAUUCACCAUUGGCGAUUGCGCUGGAGGUCACAGGGCAGAUAAUCGCGAGAAGAACAGGGAUGUCCUGUGCGUACCCCCGGACAACUUCAGGCCCUACCUGACCUCCUUCCAGGGCAAUGCCUUUACGGACUACAUAAACUCGGUGUUCGUGGACGGGUAUACCAAGCCCAGGGAGUACAUAGUCACGGAAUGGCCCAUGAAGCACACGCUGGGUGAGUUUUGGUCCCUGGUCUACGAUCAGGAGUGCUCGGCCGUUGUGGUCCUGUGCCAGCCGCCCUCGCAGUCGCAGCAGUAUCCCUCCUUCUGGCCCAACAAAUCGAAGAUGGAGAAGUACGGACCGGUGUUCUCCGUGCACUACGUGAUGUCCAAGAGCUAUACGAACAUCAAGCAGUGGGAGUUCAAGAUCAACAAGAAGAUCGUCUCGCUGACCGAGAUGAUGGCCGGGGUGAAGGCCCCGACACGAACCGUCCAACUGUUCCAGCUGACCUGCUGGCCCAUGGGUCACAAGGUGCCCAGCUCGACGAACUCGCUGGUCUACCUGAUGAACAUGGUCGAGAUCUGGCGGAACAAGGUCGACUACGGGCCUGUGUGCGUUGUCUCGCCCGAUGGUCGCAGUCGUGCCGGUGUUUACUGUGCCGCGAAUGCGUGCAUCGAGCAGGUCAUCCAGCACGGCGAGGUCGAUGUCUUCCAGGCGGUGAAGACUGUGCGCCGACAUCGUCCUCAGCUAGUCGAGAAUAUGACCGAGUACAAGUACUGCUACGAUCUGGUACUCCACUAUGUCCUCCACUUCCUCAACAAAAAGGAGUGAAGUGGGACGGACCAGGCCAAGGAACGUGCUAUUUGCAAACUGGUUUGUUUGUUGGUUUGUUGCUACUUUUUUUCUGGAGCUGGUGCUUCAACAAUGGUUAACAAUGAUCCGAAAUACUUGUGGUCCACAUUUGAAGAUGCCUGGAUUUGUUUUUUAUAAUUCCGGGCACCGCCUUAAAGCAAUAAUACUGAGUAUUUUUGUUGUCCACAAAAGCCAGAGAAGGAAUGAAUUUUGUUGUUACGAGCGUCGAAAUGUAAUUUCACGCCACUGAAGAGAUACUUUUUACUUGUUUUUCGAGCAUAAAACAAUGAUACUACUAUAUAAUGUAUAAGCUUUUUGAUCUGAAAUGUAUGUGCCAUUUGUAACCCUAGUUGUUGUUGUUAUAAACAGGAGGUAAUGAUAUGUGUGAUGGGGAUUGUGAGUAUAGAUUGAAGUAGUGAAAUGAUAGGAACAGAGAACUAUUACCAUUAAAAUUUAUAUUUAUAUCUUGUAGUUAUUAUUACGUUUACUCUUAAACCUUGCUACCUGGGCAAUUGUUGAUAUAUAUCUAACUACAUAUACCUAUUAUGAAUCUAUUUAUACAUAAAUACAUAUAUACA